AUGCGGCAGGUGUACAGGCAAAAGGCACAAGGCACAGUCACCCAUAAGCGGGAUCCACAAAACAACACCGGCAUCGGACAAGACAUCUCUAAUGAUGAGAGAAUGCCAACCGAAUCAUUGCAGACCCGGAGACAGUGGAAUACUCUUGCGCGUGUUGAUCGUAUUAUGCCAGUUGUUGCUGGGCAAGCCAACAUACCCAGCUAUCAGCCGAUUCAAUUGUUGAAGCCUGAGUCUCACACGUUGCCCAUUCACAAGCGGCCUUUGCAACAGCUCAACAAUUUCCCCGCAGAUGUUGCCAACCCGGUCUUCGAGAUCGAGGACUUCCUUCGAUAG
This is a messenger RNA of Diaporthe amygdali, 333 nucleotides long. RefSeq lists its product as uncharacterized. Bases 1 to 333 code for a protein of 110 amino acids. NCBI's taxonomy places the organism in Eukaryota, Fungi, Ascomycota, Sordariomycetes, Diaporthales, Diaporthaceae. The transcript is spliced from 2 exons. The record is from RefSeq and is a predicted model, not a curated record.